Molecule: messenger RNA, 3867 nt
Organism: Anopheles moucheti
Lineage: Eukaryota; Metazoa; Arthropoda; Insecta; Diptera; Culicidae
Product: nuclear receptor coactivator 6-like
Exons: 2
Coding region: 1-3867 (1288 amino acids)
Biological process (GO): regulation of transcription by RNA polymerase II
Cellular component (GO): nucleus
Molecular function (GO): transcription cis-regulatory region binding
Source: RefSeq, a predicted model, not a curated record
AUGUCGACAAUUUGCUUUAUAGCGCUAACAGCAGUCAGUUUGUCAGUCUGUGAGCCAAACUAUCAACCUCAGCAGCAGCCCGGUGGGAACGAUUUUAGCGGUGCCGGUGGAGGCGUUAACGCCGGAAAUGCACUCUACGGUGCAACCAACCAACAGCAACAACAACCGAGACCUUAUCCACCCGCGGGUGCACCAUCCCGCUUUCGACCAGCGGCGGCUCCAGCCUCCACGCCUGCCCCUACCUUCUUCCAGCGCAUCUCCAAUUGGUUUUCCUUCUUGGGCGAUGAUAGUGACGAACGGCGGCCGGCACUGCAGCAACAGCAGCAGCCGCAAAUUCCGCAACUUCCACCCCAACGGAAGCUGCCUCCACCGCAGUACACCGCACAGCCGACUCCAUCUGUGCAGACCCAGCAACAGCUCCAAUUUCAACAACAACAACAACAGCAACAGCAGUUCCAACAACAGUAUCAACCACAGCUGCAACAACCGAUACAGCAACAGUUUCCCUAUCCGUUUCAAUUUCGCAAUGGAAGCAGAGCGACACAGCUCAAUCCAUCAUACCAGCAAGACGCCGGUGUGGGCUUCCAGCCCAGUGCUCCGAUACAGGAAAGUGGUUCCAGCUAUCAUGCGGCGGUAGCACCGGGAGUAGUGCCUCAAAACCCGUUUGUACCCUCCACGCUGCAGCAACAGAUCGUCCCGCAGGUGAACGUAUUCCGCGAUCCAGAGCCAACCACUGGCAGGGCGCCUGUGGCGAAUAAUAUUGGAGACGUUAAUUACCAUCCGUGCAACAAUGUGCCCUGGGUACCGAUAGCAGCACCACCCGAAUACCCGACCGCCGUCGGUGGCUCCGGGGGAGUAGCUGGUGGACCACCAAAAUCACCACCACCAAAUCGACCACCACCGAUCAAGAUACAAGUCGCUCAAAAAGGGCAAGUCCAAUCGGUCAGCCCGUAUUCUGGUGGUGGGUCCGGUUCAGAACCCGCCAUUAUCACCGCGGCUCCUCACUCGCAGCAGCUGAUUCAACUGCAGCUCCAGCAGCAACAAAAUCAACUGCAAACCCUUCAACUGCAGCAGUUGCAACUGCAACAGCAACAACUUCAGCAGCAACUUCAACAAUUGAGAACAACCACCAGCAGCCCACCGGUUCCAGCGGCAGCGGUUGGUGCUCAUUUCAUCACGAAAACACCGGACAUACUGGUGACGGCCGGGCCGUCAUCUACACCGCAACCUAUCACACUGCGCCAGGUGUCGGCCUCUUAUUUUACGAACAAGGAGUACGCUCCACCGGCCAAGCUGCUACCGAUUCAGAACGAAGGUAAGCCCCUGGCACCGAUUCCUCUGCCGAACCUGAGUGCGACGCCGAUACCACCGCUCUACACGGCCGGAUCCUUCCACAACGAUCCGUACAAGUUCUAUCGACCCUACCGACCGGUAGAGCCCAUCCUAGAGCUUGGCCACGGUUACCCAACGUCCUCAAAGUCAAUGUCCAACAGCUACAUCCGCUAUCCGCACGAACCGGCCGGCAAGAAUGAUUCCAUCUUCGACGUAGAACAAUUCGCAUCUUCAGCCUCGUCGUCCAUCUACACGACCGUGGCGUACUCGAACGGGGAGGACUCGAAGCCCGAGGCGUCGGAAAAGCGCAACGUGGCCACCAGCAGCAAUGGAAACAGUGGAGCAAGUGUUCCACACAGGGAAGGCAGUAACGGCGACGAUGCCGAAUACGAUUCCGAAGAAGACGAUCACGGUUCACCGAUCAUCCGAACUACGAUCGAAGUAUCGAGCGUUGUGCCCCAAACGCGUUACUACGGCUCAACGACUACCACUUCCCCUACACCUUCGCCAAGGCCGGAACGCUACAGUACCUUCCCACCACCGGCCCCGGCCGAUCUUGGCAACGGUGUGCAGAUUAUUUACUCGGCCAAUUUGCAAACUAAUCCUCCGGUUGAUACGGUGAACAACAACCAGUUGAGCGAUGAGGAAGAAACAACCGAAGCGGCCGCUCAACGCGUCAUUCAAACUACGGCCCGUCCGCCAACGACCGUUACCACUUUGGAGGCGGACUCGACUCCACCGACCGACAUUUACUCGGAACCAUUCCACAUAGGAUCCAGUCUGCCGAUGGAGUUUCAGAAACGACCCACAUCGGAACCUCCCAGCCAAACGGCAGAGGAGACAGUGUCGACGAGUGAAGAGACUUCGACUUCCACGGUUCCUCCACUACCAUCCUCACUGACGGCAACGUUCGGCGGUUAUCAAAAUUUGAUGUCCACAAAGAAACCCAAACAAAUUCAGAUCAUAAUUCCCUACAACACGUACAAGAAACCUGAACCGUUUAGGCCACUGCCCGCACAGGAGAACGUGGAAGACUUGGACUACAACGCACCGGAAGAGUCGAGUAUCGUAACGUCGAAGCAUUCGGGACACUCUGGACCAACUCCACCGUCCGGUAACGCCAUCCAGCAGUCGACGAAACCCAAAACCCGAUUCAUUGAGAACGAUUCGGUCAAGUACUUCCAAUCCACCACACAUCUGAAGGAGAUUCUCCAGAAGGAAACGACACAACCGUUCAUGAAGGCCCCUACAAAGACGCCUCCCAAACCGGCCAAGGUGAAGAAGGUCCGCCCGGUAGAGAUCUCCAAGGAGUCAAAGCCAUUCACCGUGCGGAUACCGAAGAUGACACCGCUGCCACCGGUGGUAAGCUUGAGCAGUUUGACCAGCGUACGCGGUGGAAUGGAACGUCACACAACACCACUGCCCGACAGUGGUGUUGCCUCCACCGCCGGCACUGGCGGCGCUGGGUCACGAACUCCGUCUCCCCCGGUUGCACUGUCCAAGUACGCUAAACCGGUCACACCUCACUACGUCAACGUGACCCGGGUGAAGAUCUCACCGACGACCUACGCGCAAAAGUCGCGCACGACCAUCUCGCAGCUGCUGCGCACAACCAAGAUCAUCCCGAAAGGUCCCAAGCUGUUCGGUAACGAUUUGCUCGUAUCGGAGACGAGUCGCACGGUGAGACCACCGCUAUCGCCAGCAUCUACAACGUACCAGCAGCAUCAUCGGCGCACAACGUUACUGACGACAUCGUCCACAACUCCGCAAACCACCACGACCACUACGACCACGGUGCAGCCACCCACGGUGCAGGAAGCGGAUCGGGAUAACACGGUCGGCCCGAUUUACGAACGCACCAUCGAUUGGGACAUCGAUCCGAACGAGCUGCAGCGUAAGAUCGACACCUGGACCGAGCAGGAGUUCGGGUCGGAUGACUUUGCGCGCAAAUCCAGCACACUGUCGCUGCACCGCGUCACCAAGGCUAUUCCCUGGGAGUUCCUGACAUCGACCAUGCUGCCCGCACUGCACGACAAACCGGGCAAGAGCAGUCGGUCCGGAUGGCAGCAUGUCAAGAUUGCCAUAUCUCCCAUCACCAAGGAGAAGAUCUAUGUCGUCACACCGCAACCGUGGACGGCGGCUCUGCUGAACAAUCACCAGCAACAUCCAUCGCACAACCGUCAUCACAACCAUCAUCAGGAGCACCAUCAUCACCAUCACGCGCAACCGCCGCAGGUUCUUGAGGAACGCAAUGGUCGGGUACUGACGCCACGGUUUAGUGUGCGGCCAACGCCACUGUACUACAAGGGUGGAGGCAUCUACCAGACCGGCUCAUCGACGGUGGAUGUAUCACCGGAAUCUGUGAACGAUCUACUGGAACAGAAGCCGAAGCAUCGAUUCAGCAGUAGCAGUAUCACCGCCGGCACUGGAACAAAGGUGAAACACCUUCUCCAGCAGCGAAAGUACGUCCGGAAGAAACUGCCCUACGGUGGUCCGGGCACGGACCGGCCCAGUUCCAGCCGGGAGGAUGUGUAG